AUGUCUACCAUCACAGCCCGAGCACGUCGCGGGAAUUGGGUGUCAUGUCCGAGACGCAAUGGCUUAACGACUUCAUCCUAUACAAGCGAUCUUGCCGGUCAAGGAUUUUCCGAUGAAGCUUUACAAAUUGAGUCCGGAGACAAUUCCACUCCAGUUGACCCGAGAUGGGAGCCGAUCUUGGAAGACGCAUUCUUCUACGGCAUCCGCAGUAAAGAACAGCUGUUAUACGAGGCGGACGUCGGCCAUGCUUUGGAUAUAGGUACCAGACUCGUUGACAAACCUCCAGCUCGUCAAAACAUCGACCUGUGGCGUAUCCUGCUGCGAGCCCAAGCUCUCCAAAAUGGUCAUGAUGGCAUCAAGGCAAUAUGGCGUGGCCUCCAAUAUCGUGGCAAGGCCAUUCGCUUUGAUGAUAGAGAUCCUCAAGCGAAUGUCCUCUGGCAGAUUUUCCUUUCUGCUGGUGCGGCCGACCAUCAGUUCUUAUGGUCACUUUGCAAAGUUGCCAAACGUAACAAAUUCGACCGUCCUGCCCUCUUCGCCGAGGUGGUAGGGGCUGCUUUAGAGGGCAGUGCGCCUCAAAGAGCAGUCGACUUUGCGAGCUUCCUCUUGCAAUCCCACUACAGAGGUCGGGAGGAUCUUCUGGCAGUCUUCGAUUCUGCUUGCCGUGCGGAGUCGGCGAAUGUGCUCAAGGAUUUCUGCAAAGUUCAUGAAUUGGUGCCCAAAACUCAAAUCUACACCGACGUAACCUCUACUCUCUGGGAGCACGAUCGGCCCUCCGACGCAUUUAUGAUGCACUCUUUUCUCAUCUCAAGAGGGGACCUGCCCCCACGGUUCGAAGUGCUGGAACCGUUCCUCAGCUAUCUGGUCGUUCACCACAAAAAGCUCAGCAGUUUCCUGUUACCCCUGAACGCGGCGGGGGCAUCCUUCGAGUCCCAGGCCCGUCGCUUCUGGUCGCGAGAGAGAAGCAGGAUCACCGGCUUGUCUCCAGAAUCUCUGAACAUCGUUGCGAGCAAGACCCUUGGGGUCAAUCCGACGAAACUCAGUGACCAAUUUGUGGCCCGAGCAUUUGCGACCAGGGCGUUUUCUUUCGAUUUUACGGUCAACAGUCUGAGAAUGAUCGGGUUGAUUGAAGCAGGGCCGCUGGCUGUCCGCCAGGCGGCAUUGACCGCGCCCGACCUAGCUACACUCCAGGCAAGGUUCAACAAGUUUGAUGAUCUCGGGAUCGACACCGGGUCUUCUGCCUUUGUUCGAAUCCUCAGGAAGGUGUGCAAUGCUGGACGCUGGGAAAUGGUCCAAGCCCUUGUUAACAAUGAUCUCCACCAUGAGGUUUUUGAGAAUCUGGGAUUACAGGAAAGACUACUAACUGAGUACUACCGGACAAGAGACUGGUUGCAACUCAACCGGACACUCGUCAUUCUCAACGACGGGGUCUUCGAUGACACAGCCCAAGCUCGUGCUGGGAAUUUGGUACUUCGAAUCAUGCUUGAAGCAGGUGAUUGGGCCAGAGCAUUGGAUUUGGUAAGAGAUUUGCAAGCGCGCGGCUUGACCAUCUCGGUGUCAAUCGUCCGUUGCAUAAAUCGCCUCUUCCGGGAUACCAAAUCAAGUGUAUUCGCUCAUGCUGAGAACGUGGAUCGGAUUGCAUACUUGAUUGGCCUUUUGCAGGACAUACUCGCUUCAGGAACACACUUUGACAUCAAGUAUUGGCGAUGGCCUCUUCGAGCUCUGGGCAGACUUGGGCGGAUGAAAGAAUUAGAGUGCUUGACAUACUGGAUCGCCGAACAGUACAAGGCUCAAGGAUUACAUCAGCUGGGUGAUUUGGAACAAGAUGCUCCCAAGUUGUCUGGGCUGGGUGUCCUCUUCGAUGAGAAAGUCCAAAAGUCUCUGGUAUCGUGGUGUUUCAGACCACAUAGGGGUAUGAACGCGGUCACGCCAGAGCACUGCUUGAGGUGGACUCGUAUCCUGAAGAGGCUGCGUGAUGUCUACGGUGUUGAGGUCAAAGAACCGAUCAUCCGCUGGAUCUUUAUCCGCCGUCUUCGUUGGCUCUUCGCUGCAGGCAUACGGCUGAAAGCGCACAAUAUGUGGACUCGGACGCGAAAUAUUACUCCUGCUGAUCGUUACUGGGAGUUGUACGACAUCAUGUGGGAUAUGAAACCAGCUAGCCAUCUGGGAUAUGAUCGCAACAAGGUCAUUCUGCAAAUGAGAAGGACAAGAGCAGGUCAGGUAACCCGACAACAGGUCCCAAUGCCUUUCCGGACACCUCAAGAAGCUGAGGGAAAGCCAGCGAUUGGGGCAACUCAAGAAGGAGGGACUAAGAAAGAAGACGGCAUUGUUGUGUAUAGAGAUCUCUUCCAUGCAUCUUGGCAAGAUUAUGAGAAAUGA
Molecule: messenger RNA, 2376 nt
Organism: Capronia coronata CBS 617.96
Lineage: Eukaryota; Fungi; Ascomycota; Eurotiomycetes; Chaetothyriales; Herpotrichiellaceae
Exons: 2
Coding region: 1-2376 (791 amino acids)
Source: RefSeq, a predicted model, not a curated record